AUGGUGGGUGUGCUGAAGAAGACCACUGGCCUUGUAGGAUUGGCUGUGUGCAGUACUCCACACGAGAGGCUAAGAAUACUGUACACAAAGAUUCUUGAUGGUCUUGAGGAUAUCCCUAAAAAUGCAGCAUAUAGAAAAUAUACAGAACAGAUUAUAAAUGAGAAGCUGGCUAUGGUUAAAGCAGCUGAACAUGAACUAAGUCUGGCAAGAAAAAUGGUGCCGUGGAAAACAUGGGAGCCAGUAGUGGAAGAGCCUCCUGCCAAUCAGUGGAAAUGGCCAAUGUAAUUAUUAAGUGAUUUUGGUGGGUUGAUGGGAAACUGAUGUAAUUAAGUAUUCUGUUCCAUUAAGAACGUGUUCAUAUUAUUGACAUAAUCAAGAAAACUGAUAUAGAAAAUAUCUAGGAAACUGUUAAAAUUAGUGAUUAUGAUAAUUCGGUUAUGUGAAUCCAUUUUUGAUUUGUAAAGUAGUCACACAAAUUAUUUCAAAGAUGAUAUUUCUAUGAACAGAGAUGUCAUGGGAAGAUUUGAGAAUUAAUUAGAAAAAUUCCUACAGAUCUUCAAUUCCUACAGAUCUUCAAUGUAGAGGCCAUAAUCAAAAAGUAAAGUUUCUUUAGUAGUAUGUUCAAUAUAUCAUUCAUUUUUAAAAAUUAUUCUGAAGAAGAAAAGAAAAGGUCCUUAAUUAUUAUGGUCUAAACAAAUUUAUAGAUCACUGUUUGAGGUAAAAAAUAAGAGUGAUAUUUUCAAAUGUGAUAAAAUUGCACCAAUGACUGGUAAUAAAAUUUGAAAUUAUGGUUAACCUCCUUAACUGUGAUCUUACGGAUGUAAAGUAAAAUUUAAAUAUAUAGUUAUAUAUUGAU
Molecule: messenger RNA, 856 nt
Organism: Cebus imitator (Panamanian white-faced capuchin)
Lineage: Eukaryota; Metazoa; Chordata; Mammalia; Primates; Cebidae
Product: NADH dehydrogenase [ubiquinone] 1 alpha subcomplex subunit 5-like
Exons: 1
Coding region: 1-285 (94 amino acids)
Biological process (GO): respiratory electron transport chain
Source: RefSeq, a predicted model, not a curated record